Molecule: messenger RNA, 2292 nt
Organism: Amoebophrya sp. A25
Lineage: Eukaryota; Dinophyceae; Syndiniales; Amoebophryaceae
Source: the annotation of a GenBank genome assembly
AUGCCUUCAUCUCCGCGCAGUGUCGGAUCCACACUGCGUUCAGAGGAAUUUCCCCAGAAACAAGUACUAGAGCCAGCAUCAUCUAGGAGUCCAAGUACUGUAGACCGCAUCAAAACCGCUGUAGUUGGGAAUACAGCUGUAGUUACGAGUUCCUCCACGAGUUCGUCAUCCUCUUCUUCUUCAUCAACGUUGCCCGAAACCUCCGAAAAGAUGGCAGAAGAACAAGCGUUGUUUGAGCACGUCUCGAACUUCUUGGCUCAUCCCUCUACUACCACUAAAAUGCAGUCCUUUGGAGUGUCAGAAGAUAUUCUGAAAAAAGAGGAAUAUGGAGGUACCUGCACUUUCUUUUAGGGUUUAUAGGGUUAUAGUUUUAUUUUCAGCUACGUUCGUUAACGCUAUGAUUAGCAACGUUAUGAUUAGCUGUUUCUUUGUAACAACAAGUGGGUAGAGACAAACAGAGAAAGCAGUAAGAACUCAGUUCUCCUGUGUGAUCAUGAAUAGACAUAACCAAUACAUCAACUCAGUUAAACUCCAUAAACUCCCUAACUCACAGGUUCAAGAACAAGCGAUACUGUGAACGCUGCGGUGUUUCCGUUUGCCGACAUGGCGUCAACGUCGAGCAGCUCAGAUUCCGACGCGGAUUCGAGUGACAGUGGUACUACUGACUUCUUUAUUAGUAUGAACAUGAUGGUUAGCUAAAAAAUCCAGAUGAGUUUUUGUAGUCGCUUCUUUCCCUUUGUAGAAGUAGAAGUUUUGUUCUCUUUACCAUAGAUAGUACUCAAUGAAUUUGACUUCUCAACAAUUUUCACAAUUUCCAACUCCCCCCUCGCCCGACAACAGAUGACUCCGACACACCUCGAAGAGCAGAAGAUGCGCAGACGGCGUAUGUUCGGAAGGUCUUACACGGGAUAAGAGACUCCAACGAUAACGAAGCCAUAGGUUUGUCCGUUGUGGCAAAGCUGUUUGCGAAGUACCAUGGCGACAGUGGUAAUCUGGCGAAGAUCUGCGCGAAGUAUCCAGAUGCAGUAGGAUUGUACUUGCAGUACUUGUUUGGCCAAAGGCUUGGUGCAGGAGGUGGUGAGGCGUCAAGUAGUAGCUCGUCACCCUCCUUAGGUGCUGGUGGGGCUGUAGUAAGCAGAAACGAAAAAACUUCCGCAACAGCGAAGCCCACAGAAAGAGGAACAGAAUCCUCAGCAGCAACUGCAGGUGAAGAAGAAAGGAACAACCUCCCGAACAAAAGCGCCAACAAAGCCUCCCCCACCUCAGCCUCAUCAGCAGCGUCAGAGGAAGCGUCUUCGGCAUCCUCCAAGGUGGCCGUUGAGGAUUUCUUUGAUGUCCCAAGGCUAGGAGAGGCAGAGAAAGCAGUUGCUGAAAGAAUAAGAGCCGGUCUACAACAAGCCAAAAUAAACGGUGCUGAUGCGUCAACAACUGAGGCGUCAACAACAUCUGCCUCAGGGUCAACUUCUACUUCUACUAUGUCUUGUUCAGGAGGGGCGUCUAGAGUGGUACUAAACCACAGCACAGGUAAGCAGGGAAACUACAUCAAUAACAAUUCUUUCCACGACCCAAGCUCCCGAAGGCGAUCAAUACCUGCAAGUGCAAACCAUGAGGGCGACGACAACAAUGGUCCAGAACCAAUGCAGGUAGACGAUGCAGCUGCAGCAACUACUUCUAGUAAAAGAAUAAAGAUUAGCUCAGGAACGGUAGAGGCACCAGUACCUCCAGCAAGAGAUGACUACGACAAUGCUUCAUUAUUGCGUCGGUUACAGAGGGAGCAAGUUUAGCGCGUUCAACCGCGGCUACGUCGUUUACAGAGGGAGCAAGGCUAAUGAGGCGCUACUUGUAGGUGAAGUGUGAUUUCGAUUUCCAUCGUUGCAGUUCUUGCACCAGUCGUGUAAACGCGCCAGAGCAAAAAACAGUCAUUUAUAUUUGUAUUUUAUCUAGAAGGACGGCUAAGCUCCCCUCGACCCUUUUCAGUAGUGCUGGCUAAGUCUAUGACAUUACAACGUACCACACUUCUUUCACUUGAAGAUAUCCACAUUGAUUUGAAAUUUGUUUUGACUUAUGUUUGAACAUUUCUUUGGCCUGGGAACAGCUUGUUUGAAUUUGUUUGUCUAUUGGAGAAGAAGAUGACGAAAAAACGCGCAAAGACCAUUCGACUUCUAAAUGUUUGUUCUAGCACGUACCCACAAAGAAACCUUUUGAUUCUUGGAUAUGACCUCUCUUCACAGAGGGGAUGUGUAAGUCUCACCCACACAACCCAACAGGAGCUUUCUUAGCCUACGGCAGCUG